Molecule: messenger RNA, 2230 nt
Organism: Arabidopsis lyrata subsp. lyrata
Lineage: Eukaryota; Viridiplantae; Streptophyta; Magnoliopsida; Brassicales; Brassicaceae
Product: probable sulfate transporter 3.3
Exons: 11
Coding region: 151-2046 (631 amino acids)
Biological process (GO): transmembrane transport
Cellular component (GO): membrane
Molecular function (GO): secondary active sulfate transmembrane transporter activity
Source: RefSeq, a predicted model, not a curated record
AAAAUAAAAGAGAGGCCAACAAGAUAAGAUACCAUUAUAAAAUGUUAAAGACCGACCCGAAAGAAUGCUAAUGUUUAAAUUAUCAGCAAAGAGCCAAGAGAGGAAACAUCACACAUUGGUGACAAAAAUUCUUAGGAAAACCAAUUAAUUAUGGAGGUGCACAAGGUGGUUGCUCCACCACAUAAGAGCACGGUGGCGAAGCUUAAGACAAGACUGAAGGAGACCUUCUUCCCGGACGAUCCCUUAAGACAGUUCAGAGGACAACCAAACCGUACCAAACUCAUACGCGCCGCUCAAUACAUUUUCCCUAUCCUCCAAUGGUGUCCUGAGUACAGCUUCAGACUACUCAAAUCCGACGUCGUUUCAGGUCUCACUAUCGCCAGUUUAGCUAUUCCUCAGGGGAUAAGUUACGCGAAGCUAGCAAAUUUACCACCAAUCGUUGGUCUAUACUCGAGCUUUGUGCCACCGUUGGUAUAUGCGGUCUUGGGAAGCUCAAGAGAUCUAGCAGUGGGACCAGUCUCCAUAGCGUCGUUGAUCUUAGGAUCCAUGCUAAGGCAACAAGUAUCACCCGUAGACAAUCCUCUUCUCUUUCUACAGCUAGCCUUCUCUUCUACCUUCUUUGCUGGUCUCUUUCAAGCCUCUCUUGGAAUCCUCAGGCUGGGAUUUAUAAUAGACUUUCUAUCAAAAGCGACCCUAAUAGGGUUUAUGGGUGGAGCAGCCAUAAUUGUAUCACUCCAACAGCUAAAGGGUCUGCUUGGGAUAACUCAUUUCACAAAGCAAAUGAGUGUGGUCCCUGUUCUCUCCUCUGUUUUCCAACACACCAACGAGUGGUCAUGGCAAACAAUUGUGAUGGGAGUUUGCUUCUUGCUCUUCUUGCUCGCGACACGUCACCUCAGCAUGAAGAAGCCGAAGCUGUUCUGGGUCUCAGCCGGAGCUCCACUUCUUUCCGUUAUCGUCUCUACACUUCUUGUCUUUGUUUUCAGAGCCGACCGUCACGGAAUCAGCGUCAUCGGGAAAUUACAAGAAGGUUUGAAUCCACCGUCUUGGAACAUGCUUCAGUUUCACGGUAGUCAUCUCGCACUCGUCGCCAAAACCGGACUCGUCACCGGAAUCGUCUCCCUCACGGAAGGAAUCGCAGUGGGAAGAACAUUCGCAGCGCUAAAGAACUACCACGUAGAUGGAAACAAAGAGAUGAUCGCCAUUGGUCUAAUGAACGUAGUAGGCUCUGCCACAUCUUGCUACGUCACAACCGGAGCAUUCUCUAGAUCAGCUGUAAACAACAACGCGGGAGCUAAAACCGCGGUUUCAAACAUCGUGAUGUCGGUCACGGUUAUGGUUACGCUUCUCUUCCUAAUGCCGCUUUUCGAAUACACUCCCAACGUGGUCCUCGGUGCCAUCAUCGUGACCGCAGUCAUUGGUCUAAUUGACCUUCCCGCGGCCUGUCAGAUAUGGAAGAUCGAUAAAUUUGAUUUCUUUGUGAUGCUUUGCGCGUUCUUUGGUGUCAUUUUCCUAUCCGUUCAAAACGGUCUCGCCAUUGCGGUAGGGCUAUCGUUGUUCAAGAUAUUGAUGCAAGUAACAAGGCCGAAAAUGGUUAUAAUGGGUAAUAUUCCGGGAACGGAUAUAUACCGGGAUCUUCAUCAUUACAAAGAAGCACAAAGGAUCCCAGGAUUCCUCGUCUUAAGUAUCGAAUCUCCUGUCAAUUUCGCCAAUUCUAACUACCUCACUGAAAGAACAUCUCGUUGGAUUGAAGAAUGCGAAGAAGAGGAAGCUCAAGAGAAGCAUUCUAGACUUCAGUUCUUGAUUCUUGAAAUGUCAGCCGUGAGCGGUGUAGACACAAACGGAGUCUCCUUUUUUAAGGAACUGAAGAAAACAACCGCGAAGAAGGACAUUGAGCUUGUGUUUGUGAACCCUCUAAGCGAAGUGAUGGAGAAGCUACAAAGAGCUGACGAACAAAAAGAGUUCAUGAGACCCGAGUUUCUCUUCUUAACCGUCGCUGAGGCCGUUGCGUCGCUAUCUCUUAAAGGGCCACCUCUCAAUAACGUUUAACUGUAAUUUUUUGGGUCGGUCCAAAAAUGAUAUUUAACGGAUGGUUAAAUUUUUCCUUUUUGUCUCUUUUCAUCUUUUCAUUUCAGUACAGAUGUAAUGUUAUGUUUCUCUCUCUCUCUUUCCGGUAAUGAUUUUGGUCAAGAUUACAAGAUAUGUUUAAUAUGAGUUUCGCCAUUUUGUAGUA